AUAAAAUAAAUAAAUGACAUAAUCAGUGUAGAUGGAGGGAGUUAAACCCCAGUUUCAGUGCCACUCUCUGGCUGCAGAUAUCGCUUAGUCACCGCCGCUCACCGGGAGAAGCAGCGCCUCCCUGUGUCCACACCGAUUGGUUGGAGAUCUUGACGGGCUCGCCUUCUCCACAGACCGUCUCCAGUCCAGGGCGGGGCUGACUCUCCGCCAAACUGAAUUAGGCUACAACCGGCAGAAGAAAACUUACCCCGGGUCGAUUCAUGGAGCAGUGUGGGAAUGCUCUGUCCGUAGGUGGGAAGCAGAGAUCCGGACGGCGGCUAUACAUUUCCACCCCAGCACCUUGGACUGCCUCUGCUGCUGGUGUGAUCAAGACUGGCCAGAUUUAAUACCACGGCACCGGGCUUGGCUUAAAAAACAUCUGCGGGCUGUGGGGAAAAAAACAAGAAGCGCGUUUAUUCCUGCGCCUCUGUAUCAGGAUGAUGUGACAAAUCAUCUCAUCUGCUGCCUGGAGGAGAAAAAAAUCUGUGAAACCGGAUUUGUUUUCACUGCUGGGGAUCAUCUGAGCCGGUUGUUAGAAGGCUGGCAGGCCUAGGGUGGGACAGAGAACAUGGCUGAACCACGGCGGGAGAGUACCAGCAGCCUGCAGAGGAAGAAACCUCCCUGGCUCAGACUGGACAUUCCCACGGCUCAGAUGUCACUAGAUGAGCCUCCCACUUUUGUUCAGCCGGUGAAGAGGCAGGGGUUCCUGCGCAGUAUCAGCAUGCCAGUGGAGACCUCUCACCUCCAGUCCCCUCCUCGCGACCUGUUUGACACCCGGCGGCCUGUCUUACAACGCCAGUCAUCCAUCACACAGACCAUAAAGAGCAGCAGAAGGGUGCACUUUGAGCGGAUUAACACGGUUCCCAUUAAAGGGCAGCGGGCUGCUCGCCGCAGCAUCAGGAAACACCACUCGCUCUCCAGAACCCUGCUCAGGGGAACGGCAGACUGGUUUGGGGUCAGCAAGGACGGCGAUGCCACCCAGAAAUGGCAGAGGAAAAGCCUGCGCCACUGCAGCCUGCGCUACGGAAAGCUCAAACCACAGGUGAUCCGAGAGAUGGAUCUGCCCAGCCAGGACAACAUCUCAUUAACCAGCACGGAGACUCCACCUCCUCUUUAUGUGCCCUCUUCACAACAUGGCAUGCAGAAGAUUGUGGACCCGCUGGCGCGAGGGCGAGCCUUCCGUAUGGUGGAGGAGGUGGAUGGCUACAGCGUGCCUCAGACCCCCAUCACCCCUGGAGCCGCCUCGCUUUGUUCCUUCACCAGCUCCCGCUCAGGACUCAACCGACUGCCUCGUCGACGUAAGAGGGAGUCUGUGGCAAAGAUGAGCUUCAGGGCCGCAGCAGCGCUGGUCAAGGGGCGUUCGAUACGGGAGAGCACUCUAAGACGAGCCCAAAGACGCAGCUUCACCCCUGCCAGCUUCAUAGACGAGGACAUGGUUGACUUUCCUGAUGAACUGGACACAUCUUUCUUUGCCAGAGAUAUUCUGAUGCAUGAGGAGUUGUCCACGUACACAGAUGAGGUGUUUGAGUCGCCGUCUGAGGCAGCCAUGAAGGAGGCAGAGCCCAGCGGCAAGAAGGACGAGACAGAGCUGACAGGCAGCGCCCUAGAUAAGACAGAGCUAGAGAGAAGUCAUCUCAUGCUACCUCUGGAGCGAGGGUGGCGUAAAGCCAAAGAAGGAACUCCAGGACCGCCAAAGGUGCCCUUGCGGCAGGAGGUGGUGAGUGUUACCGGACAGCGGCGUGGGCAGCGCAUCGUUGUACCUGUCAAGAAGCUUUUUGCCAGAGAGAAGAGGCCUUAUGGAUUGGGCAUGGUAGGGAAGCUCACAAAUCGAACCUACCGCAAGCGCAUUGACAGCUACGUCAAGAGGCAGAUAGAGGACAUGGAUGACCACAGGCCUUUUUUUACAUACUGGAUCACCUUUGUCCAUUUGCUCAUCACUAUCCUGGCUGUAUGCAUCUACGGUAUUGCACCAGUGGGCUUUUCCCAACAUGAGACAGUUGAUUCUGUUUUAAGAAACAAAGGUGUAUAUGAAAAUGUCAAGUUUGUACAGCAGGAGAACUUUUGGAUCGGGCCGGGUUCGGAAGCUCUGAUCCACUUGGGGGCCAAAUACUCUCCAUGCAUGCGGCAGGACAAACAGGUGCAUGAUCUUAUCAGGGAAAAGAGAGCUAUCGAACGCAACUCUGCCUGCUGUGUGCGGAACGAUCGCUCCGGCUGCGUCCAAACCUCAGAGGAGGAAUGCUCGAGUACUCUAGCUGUGUGGGUAAAGUGGCCGAGGCAUUCCAGCACACCUCAGUUAAAUGGUAUCGACAGACAGUAUGGAUCUGUGUGUCAUCAGGAUCCAAGGAUAUGUCUAGAGCCUGCCUCAGUAUCACCUCAUGAGUGGCCUGACGACAUCAGCAAGUGGCCAAUUUGUACCAGGUACAACACAGGGAACCACACCAACCUGCCUCAUAUAGACUGUACCAUCACAGGCCGACCCUGCUGCAUUGGAACCAAAGGGAGGUGUGAAAUCACAUCCCGGGAAUAUUGCGACUUCAUGAACGGUUACUUUCAUGAGGAGGCUACGCUCUGCUCUCAAGUGCACUGCAUGGACGAUGUGUGUGGACUGUUGCCUUUCCUCAACCCCGAGAUCCCAGAUCAGUUUUACAGGCUCUGGCUCUCACUUUUUCUGCAUGCUGGGAUCCUUCACUGCCUGGUGUCGGUGGCUUUCCAGAUGACCAUCCUGAGGGACUUGGAGAAGCUGGCGGGCUGGCUGCGCAUCUCAAUCAUUUACAUUCUCAGUGGCAUCACUGGCAACUUAGCUUCAGCCAUCUUUUUGCCCUAUAGAGCAGAGGUGGGCCCAGCCGGCUCUCAGUUUGGGAUCCUUGCCUGCCUGUUCGUGGAGCUGUUUCAGAGCUGGCAGAUCCUGGCCCAGCCCUGGAGGGCCUUCACCAAGCUGCUCUGUGUGGUGCUCUUUCUCUUUGCCUUUGGGCUCCUGCCCUGGAUCGACAAUUUCGCCCACAUUUGUGGCUUCAUCUCCGGCUUCUUCCUGUCCUUCGCCUUCUUACCCUACAUCAGCUUCGGCCGCAUGGACCUGUACCGCAAACGCUGUCAGAUCAUUGUCUUCCUGCUGGUGUUUGUCGGGCUCUUUUCAGGCCUCGUGGUGCUCUUCUAUGUCUACCCAAUCAAGUGUGAAUGGUGCGAGUUGCUCACCUGCAUCCCUUUCACGGACAAAUUCUGCGAGAAGUACGACCUCAACGCUCACCUCCACUGAAGUGUGGACGGCGUGAGCGCGGCAGGAAGGCAUCAGGUCAAAACAUGUGGACUAACAGAUGAUAUCAGCCAGUCUGUGUGUCCACUCUGCCCCCGUGUGACUGUCCCCUUCUCUGUGAACAAUGACAGCAUACUUGUGUUAAGUUUUUUUACUCUGUCAGUAUGAAUACCUAUGCCACUCAUCUUAAACAACCUCUUUUAAUCACCUCCCUGUUCACCGGCAGUCAUUGUCACUCCUUCACUGUCCAGUGAAACAAAGGUAUGGCACUUCUGAACCUCAUCAAAAUUCCCAGCUGCCCUUUACACGUGAGGCAGGAAUUAGUGAAGCCAGCGCUGGUACAGAGAGAAGGAAUAUUUAAUUUUUUACAUUCACACUCCAGACAUAGGUUUUAUUAUUCAGGCAACCUCAUACAGAAGCAGGGACAAAAAUCAAAUAUUGAUACCUUUUGUGCCUUGUUGAUAAAUGUACCAACUACUGCCAUAUUUUUGUUACAUUAUGCUGAGCACUCGAAUGUUUUCUUUUAUUUGUUUAUUGCUUCUCAAGAAGUGAUGAUUGUUUUGAACACGGUAGUGUUUUAGCUACCUGUCUACUCACAUGUAACUGAAAACAACAGUAAAAAAAAAAAACAACAAAAAAAACAAAUUAAA
Epinephelus lanceolatus (giant grouper) is the source of this 3939-nucleotide messenger RNA. RefSeq names its product rhomboid 5 homolog 1a (Drosophila) (gene rhbdf1a). Lineage: Eukaryota; Metazoa; Chordata; Actinopteri; Perciformes; Serranidae. The record is from RefSeq and is a predicted model, not a curated record. Gene Ontology annotation, cellular component: endoplasmic reticulum membrane. Gene Ontology annotation, molecular function: serine-type endopeptidase activity. Gene Ontology annotation, biological process: regulation of protein secretion; regulation of epidermal growth factor receptor signaling pathway.